This is a messenger RNA of Exaiptasia diaphana, 1852 nucleotides long. RefSeq lists its product as uncharacterized. The record is from RefSeq and is a predicted model, not a curated record. Gene Ontology annotation, molecular function: nucleic acid binding. NCBI's taxonomy places the organism in Eukaryota, Metazoa, Cnidaria, Anthozoa, Actiniaria, Aiptasiidae. Gene Ontology annotation, biological process: DNA integration.
AAAGUUUCACAAUUAUCUCUACGGCCGACAUUUCAUCAUCAACAAUGAUCACAGACCCCUAGAGACACUUUUCGGAGGACGAAAAUCAUUUUCUACUAUGGCUUCAGGGCGUAUUCUACGUUGGUCGCUAACACUUUCAGCUUACGAUUAUGAGUUCAAGUACAAGCCAGGUGCUCAGAUACCUCAUGCUGAUGCUUUCAGUCGAUUACCAUUGCCGGACACUCCGUCAACUGUUCCUAUGCCCGCUGAGACCAUACAUCUCCUCAAUUUUCUUUCAUCUGCACCCAUAACACCCACGGUGAUUGCAGACCAAUCUGCCCGUGAUUCUGUGCUGUCAAAAGUACUGCGUUAUCUUGAGUUGGGAUGGCCUGACACAAUUGAUGAUGACCUGCGCCCCUACCAUAACCGUAGAAAUGAAUUAAGCCUGGAACGUGGAUGUGUCCUCUGGGGCAACAGAGUUGUCAUCCCAAGGAAUCUUCAACCUGAAGUCCUUGAAAUGCUCCACGAAGGGCAUGUUGGUAUUGUAAAGACAAAGUCCUUUGCAAGACGAUACGUCUAUUGGCCAGGCAUAGACAAAGAUAUUGAACAAACUGUUCGGGUUUGCAACACUUGUCAGAGCACAAGACCUCCUCCAGGUCCUGCACCAUUACAUCCUUGGGAGUUUCCCAGUCGUCCAUGGAGUCGUGUUCAUGUUGAUUAUGCAGGGCCUUUACCGGGUAACAAGAUGGUCCUCGUGAUCAUUGAUGCACACUCAAAGUGGAUUGAUGCAUUUGUCACUGGAACUGCCACCUCAUCUGCUACAAUUGAAAAAUUGAGAAUUUCAUUCUCUACUCAUGGUCUUCCUGACACRGUAGUCUCCGAUAAUGGCACAUGCUUUACUAGCAAGGAGUUCAAGGACUUCAUGGAACAGAAUGGAGUUCGACACAUAACAGUAGCUCCGUACCAUCCAUCUUCAAAUGGCCUUGCUGAGAAAGCUGUCAACAUAGUAAAGGAUGGACUUAAGCACUCUGAUGGAACUCUAGAAAGCAAGUUGCUGCGAKUAUUGUUYAAAUACCGYGCUACACCUCACACGACUACUGGGGAAACACCUUCAAAGCUUUUGAUGGGCCGUGAAUUAAAGACACCACUUGAUAAUUUACGUCCAAACCUAAACAGCAAAGUUGAGAGUAAGCAACAACAACAGAAAGAACAGCAUGACAAGAGAGCUGUUCAAAGAGUUUUCUCUGUUGGAGAUCUURUUUAUGCAAGAAACUUUGGAAGGGGUGACRCAUGGUURCCUGGCCUUUUGGUCGCACAGACAGGCCCAGUGUCGUUUGUAGUCGAGUUGCUUCAAGGUGGUCUGGUCAGAAAGCAUCAAGACCAGAUCCGUAUGCGCUUCACUAAAGACACUGCAACACCAGGUCCCUUUCAGCUUCAGGAGAAACAGCUUCCUUUGCCAGAAGUUAGAGAUGCUCCAAUUGUGCCAAAUGCACCCAUGAUCUGCCCACCUACAGUGGAGGUUUCUACAAGUAUUGACUCGGGUACUUCAACAGACGGUGUUCCCUGUUUGGAGUCUGAACUGCCUUCUUGUCCAUCACCAGCACCUCUCAGGCGUUCACAGAGGACACCCAAGCCACGAGUUGUAUUGGACUUAUGAACACUGUUAUUAGUUCAUGACAUUUAUAUUUUUUGUAUCCUUUGUUAUAAAACUUUGUUAUAAGACUUUAUUGGGGGGAUAUGUUGUGUAUUGGGCCCCCUGUGUAAUUCCCAUGCUGCCCCGCGGUAGUGUUUUGGUUUUGGGCACAAUAAAUCAUGGCGGACCUAGCCACGAGGUUUACUUUUCUGUCUUACUAGUAGCCUGAUACAGGUCAUA